GAGAUGGUGCGCCCCGCCUGGACAGCCGCCGCCCCGGCGCCGCCGCGAGCCGCCGCCCUGCGCCCGGGGAAGAGGGCUCCCCGCGCCGGGCGCAGCUGAGCGCCUCCGCCGCCUUAGAUCAACAAUCACAAUCUUGAAGAUUUAAAGGUUCUGAUGGUGGUGGUAAGCCAUGGCGGCAGAUGACAAAGUUGCUAUCUUAACGGAUGAUGAAGAGGAGCACAAGAGAAAGUAUGUGCUUGCUGAUCCAUUUAACGGCAUUUCCAGGGAACCAGACCCACCUUCCAACGAAACACCCUCCUCCACAGACACACCUGCUCAGCCUGAGGAGGAAAUAGACUGGAUAGAGAAACACUGUGUCAAAGUGAACAAUGAUCUUCUGAUUUCCAAGGUUUUCUACUUUUUCUUUUACUCUGCUUAUGGCUCUCUCUACCCCCUUUUGCCUGUGUAUUACAAACAGCUGGGAAUGUCCCCCAGCCAGAGUGGACUGCUAGUAGGUAUUCGAUACUUCAUUGAGUUCUGCAGUGCACCCUUUUGGGGUGUGGUUGCAGAUCGCUUUAAAAAAGGCAAGAUUGUUCUCCUGUUUUCUCUUUUGUGUUGGGUUUUAUUCAACCUGGGCAUUGGGUUUGUGAAACCUGCUACCCUGAGAUGUGUACCAAAGAUUGCCCCAACAACACCUCCCACCAACUCAAGUCACCUGUUUACCAUCCUGCCAACAAAUUCUUCUGGUACCUCCCUCCUCACCACAUCACCAAAAAUACGUGAUAAGAGGAACCUGCUUCCUUCUGAUUGGCCACUAAUCGAAACAGGCCUGAACACCACGGACCCUGUUACCUAUUCAACAGCUUCAAACACCAGUGCAUCUGUCCCGCAACUCCAGACAUAUGGAACAACUCUCCGCCCUGUGGACUUGACCUUGAGCCCAAGCACAGCAACACCUACGUCCCCAGGAAAUGCAACCAGAGAGACAACCACUGUUGUUAUCACUACCACUAAAUCUUUGCCUGCUGACCAAGUCAUUCUUGUGUAUGAUCAGGAGGAAGUUGAAGCUAUAUUCUUGGUGAUUCUGGUAGUUGUCAUAAUAGGUGAAUUUUUCAGUGCCUCUUCUGUCACGAUUGUGGACACAGUGACACUCCAGUACCUGGGAAAGCACAGAGACCGCUAUGGGUUGCAGCGCAUGUGGGGCUCCCUGGGCUGGGGCUUGGCCAUGCUGUCUGUGGGCAUUGGGAUUGAUUACACCCACAUAGAUGUGCUCAUCGAUGGAAAAGGGUGUAAACCCCCCGAGUACCGGAACUACCAGAUUGUCUUCAUCGUCUUUGGUGUUCUCAUGACCAUGGCCUUGAUUGUUGCUACUCAGUUCCGGUUCCGCUACAACCACUUCCAAAGCAAUGAUAAGGGGAAGGAGGUAGAGAUCCCGCAGGUGGAAAGAAACAACUCUGCAGAGUCCUCGGAGGAGACGCCGCCCUCCACAAGCCCCUCGCAGACCUUCAACUUCUGGGACUUGAUCAGACUGCUCUGUAGCGUGCAGUACGGCUCGGUGUUGUUCGUGGCGUGGUUUAUGGGGUUUGGAUAUGGCUUUGUGUUCACCUUUCUCUACUGGCAUCUGGAAGAUCUGAAUGGAACUACAACACUCUUUGGAGUCUGUUCGGUCCUGAGUCACGUAUCUGAACUGACUGCUUAUUUUUUCAGUCACAAGCUCAUUGAAUUGAUUGGCCACAUCAGGGUCCUGUAUAUUGGCCUCGCCUGCAACACCGCUCGCUAUAUUUACAUUUCCUAUUUGGAAAAUGCUUGGACUGUUCUCCCUAUGGAAGUUCUUCAAGGAGUGACGCAUGCAGCCAUCUGGGCAGCGUGCAUCUCCUACCUCAGUGCGGCUGUGCCCCCGGAGCUGAGGACAUCUGCCCAGGGCAUCCUGCAGGGCCUCCACCUGGGCCUGGGCAGAGGCUGCGGUGCCAUGAUCGGUGGUGUGCUAGUCAAUUACUUCGGGGCUGCGGCCACCUUUCGCGGGAUUGGCAUGGCCUGCCUGGUGAUCCUCCUGCUCUUCGCCCUGAUCCAGUGGUUGGCAGUGCCAGAUGAAGAAGAAGACAAGACAAUGUUGGCAGAAAGGAUUCCUGUUCCCUCCAGUCCUGUUCCCAUAGCAACCAUCGACUUGGUACAACAACAGACAGAAGAUGUCAUGCCACGCAUUGAGGCCAGACUUCCGCCCAAGAAAACCAAGCACCAGGAAGAGCAGGAGGAUGUGAACAAGCCGGCCUGGGGGGUCAGCUCUUCUCCCUGGGUGACCUUUGUCUACGCUCUCUACCAGAUCAAAGAGAUGAUGCAGCUAACAAGAGACAGCCGGGCAUCUGAGAUACAGCCACUGCAGGAGACCAGUGAGCAUCGGGAAAACUCGACAACAGGUGGAGCCCAGCCUGCACCCCGUGAGCCUCCCUCCCACCCAUCAGGAAGGCAGCCUCCACCUGACGCAGCAGCAGCAUCUCUGAAGCAGACCAGCCCUGCUCACCUCAGCUUGGGCCCGCGUGCAGCUGAGGGUCAGGAGCCUCAAGCUCAGCCCAGCCAGGGGGGACCAUGAGGACCCUGCUCGACCAGUGUCCUGCAUGGAAUGGGGCUCCACCAGGGUAGGGUAGGGAGCCUCCCAACCUAGGACACACCUAACUAUCCAUCCCACCUGCACCGGACACACAGCACCACACAUGCUUCUAAAUCAGCUAAACUGCUUCAUGCGGGAACUUCAGCCCUCAGGAGCUGCAGUACAAACUGCCCCAGUGUGCUGGGGUGCAGUGAGGACUGGAAUUGGUUGGCUGGGGUUGGCUGGUUGAGGGCCUCUCUCCAAGACCCCGAGGGCAGAAGCCAGCAGCCAGCCAGUGGUAGGGAGCUAAGGUGUGUCACGGGGAUGGCUGAUUUAAUUUCUAUCUUCUGAUUUGGUUCUUGAUGCAAACAGGGAAGAAACACUAUAGAUCUGUAAUUUUGUUUUUCCUUCAAGUAAACCAUUUAAAAAAAAAGAUUUAAAAAAUAACCAGAUACAAGUUACAUAAAACAUACGCUUUUGUUUAAGAAGUUGUUUCAUCAGAGACUUUGCAUCUCCCUAGUAAAUGUAUUUUUCUAUGUGUGUGAUAUACAUUGAAGCAGUCGAUUUCUUGAGCAGUGGAAGCCAUGAGUGGCUACUGCCAGCUUAGCUGAGCUUUAAGAUGCCUUUUGUUUUAAAUGGGCUUUGAAAUGACCAGAAAUGAGGGACUAUUAAAAAAAAAUACAUCAACCAAUCAGUAUCAUGUGGCUUGACAGGCAAGGGUUUACAUCACAUGUUGAUACUGUAAAUAGCUCCCUAUUUGCUAUUUGUAGUAUCUGGGCUCUAAUUAGCUAAUGGGAAUAAAAACAAAUGACUGAAUUCCCAGGGGUUCGUAUAAGGAAGCAGUACUGCAGACAAUUAACAGUAUACGAUUUAAGUGCCUGGGGGAGGGAUACUGUUUUUAAAAAUGACACAAGGGGUCGGUUUGGUUUUGUUUCUGGGGAGGUGGCAAAGAGGAAACCAGCAUGGGAAGAUUAGGGGUAGGAAGUUCUUUGCCAGGAUGAAAAAAAUCUCAGCAUGCUCUUUUCCAAGACACAGUUGGUCAGACGCUGGACAGUGAACACGGAAAUGCAACUGUGCAGUUGGCGAGUACAGCUGGAGCAAUGCCAGGGGCGCCACGAGAAAGCUUGCUGUCGCUGAACAUGGCAGCGGAGGUGGACAGGAAGCGCUGUGGAACAGGAAGGCUGCUAUAGCUGAAGGAAGAUCGGUUUUAUUGUGUCCAAUAGUGGUGGACGAGGCCAGGGCAGGAAGCAAAGACCGGGAGUUCUAGAUGGGUGCCUCCCCUUACCCUGUGACCUUGGUCACACAGGGUCCGUGUAGACGGGGGUUCUCCAUGACACUUCAGUUCUGCCUGAGACUGCACCUGGGAGAAAGAAAUGCUACACAAGCAUAUCUCACUUCACCACAAGCCACAGCUUAAAAUGUAGGUGGAAGAAACAGAACUAAGCAAAUAGUUAUUUUUGCACUUGAACUGAAAUGUACUGUACUGUAAAUUAUCAUGAUUCAUUUUAAGUGACCUUUAAAUUUAGAUCUAUUUAUUAUGCUUGCGUAAUGAUGGAAGUAAAGGAGUGGGUGACAGGCGGACUCUCACCCGUGAAUGUAGCCUGUGGAUUUGUGCACCUGACUGCUGGAAGUCAGACACUUACAUUGUUUCCUGUGUUUACAGUUCUGAUUCAUUCCUCCAAAAAGCCUGCUGUUUGGGAAAUGCACAGUUGACAUGUGGAAAUAAAAAGACCAUUUUUAAAUA
This is a messenger RNA of Ochotona curzoniae (black-lipped pika), 4307 nucleotides long. It is a transcript of the gene MFSD6, whose product is annotated as major facilitator superfamily domain containing 6. The record is from RefSeq and is a predicted model, not a curated record. The coding region runs from base 170 to 2566 and encodes 798 amino acids. Gene Ontology annotation, biological process: antigen processing and presentation of exogenous peptide antigen via MHC class I. Lineage: Eukaryota; Metazoa; Chordata; Mammalia; Lagomorpha; Ochotonidae. The transcript is spliced from 7 exons. Gene Ontology annotation, cellular component: plasma membrane.